This is a messenger RNA of Orbicella faveolata, 1848 nucleotides long. Its product is annotated as TNF receptor-associated factor 6-like. NCBI's taxonomy places the organism in Eukaryota, Metazoa, Cnidaria, Anthozoa, Scleractinia, Merulinidae. Gene Ontology annotation, molecular function: zinc ion binding; ubiquitin protein ligase binding; tumor necrosis factor receptor binding. Gene Ontology annotation, biological process: regulation of canonical NF-kappaB signal transduction. The record is from RefSeq and is a predicted model, not a curated record. Gene Ontology annotation, cellular component: plasma membrane signaling receptor complex.
CUUCAUGCUACAGAAACCGGGAUAAGCUCCGGCCUGAUGGGCCACUUGGCUCGUAUACAGACUUAACAUUACCUUAAUGCUAAUGAAAGCACUUGAUGACGAUUUUGUAUUUCAGACACAUCAGACCAGUUGCAAUUUUGUGGGUGUGAAGUGCACUAACAAGGAUUGUGAAGAGACUUUUUUGAAGAAAGAUCUGAACAAUCAUGUGAAUAAUAAAUGCCCAAAAAGGAAAGUGGAGUGUCACCACUGUAAAAAACUCUUUGUGUGGUGCAUGAGACAGGAUCAUUUUGACGCGUGCACGAAAUAUCCAGUGGACUGCCUCCAAGGAUGUGGUGAAAAAAUUGCGCGAGAUAAGAUGAAUGAUCACAUUGAAGAGAGCUGCCUUUAUACUAAAGUACAGUGUACAUUUGCCCAUGUUGGUUGCCAAGUAAAGGUCCAACGAAAAGCCAUUCAAGAUCAUUUGAAAAGAAACACCGAAUCCCACUGGAAGCUGGUUUGUGAUAGACUUCAAGAACUUCAGGUUUCGUCGACCUCCGCCUUUGCAAAUAUGGAAGAAUUGCAAAAUGACAUUUCAACUGUCAUGAACAAUAUAAAAGAAUUAUCUGAAGCAGUUCUAAAGAGUGGAGGUCUGGAGGACUUACACGACAAAAUAGCUGUAACAAAUAAGAAGCUAGAAGAGUUGCAGAGUCGAGACAAUGCAGCUGACAUGUUGUCAGGUCUACAAUCUGAAGUCGUCGCCAUAAAGAAAGAAGUAGAAGAGCUGUCAAGAAAAGUGGCAAACGAUAGAAAGCUGAUGGAGCUUCAAGAUGCAAUAAAUCAGCUGCAGAAAUUAAUCCCCAAAAUUGACAGGUUACAAGGUCUAAGAGACGAAGUUGCUGGAAUCAACAAAAAACUGCAAAAAAUGCAGAAAGCAAUUUCUAGUUUAGAGAAACGACACUCCGAUGCGAGCAGGACCAUUUGCAAUGAUCGCGGAGCUUUGGAGGAGAUUGAACACGUUGAAUAUGAAUUACGACGUGAAUUUCAAACCCAGUUGCGAUAUCUUCGUGAAAGCGGACAAGAAGAAAGAGAAAGGGAUAAGAGGGAGAUGUUGGACCGACUUCGUGCUGAACAGGAAAUUACGAGAAAAAUAAUUGUGUGCGGCUUUUUAAAAAUGGUUAUUGUAAUAUUACUUUGUAUUCGGUACAGAGCGUAUUUUGAUCCGUUGUUAGAUAUCAUUUUUAUGUUCCUUCCUUUCUUUAUAUAAGCAUAAUUUACAGUGACGACUUAUUAAUCUUGCGUGCCAUCCUCGAUGUCCCGAAAACUUCACGGCGCUAUUUUCUGGCGCAUUUCUCGAGUUUGACGUUUGGGUUCUUGAUGACGCGCCAAAAAAAUUCCAAACUUUCACUGACAAACUUUUGUGAUUUUCACAGAACAACUUUAAAUGUUGUACAUUAAGGUCUGUCUCAACAUCAACAAAAAAGUAGUGACCGUUGUGAUUGUCUGCGUCCAGAAUUUGGAGCGAUCGUUGCAGAAUGCAGUGCUUUGUCGUUUGUACCACUGAAGGUCCUCCCCGGAUUUCGUUUUGUUCUCUAGCAAUCAUAAGGUUUAGUUGCGUGUUUUACUAUUAAGUGCAACAGCUGCAUUAUGCGUAUCAGUUCACAUUACUUUAAUUCACAAAUAUGUUAAAAGUACGAAUUAAAGGUACUUUUAGACUUACGUAAUUUGUCUUCAAUAAUUCACUAUACCCAUAACUUGAUGUAAGAUCUGCAUUACCAUACUUUACCUAAGCUUCGGUAAUCUUAAUAUUUUCAUAAUUAGUACAAAAUUGUUACUUGUAAUAUAGCGGCUGAAAGCAUUUGAGAAGUAAAA